GCCCCUCACUCCCGCCGGCGGAUGGCGGCCGGCCCCCCGCGGCUCACGCGGUGGCUGGUGCUGCUCGUCGGACUGCGCGGGGCUGCGGCGGAGGAGCUGGGGCAGAUCCGCGGCCGCGUCUCCAUCCCGCCGAAGUUCACCCACGAGCUGCCGCCCUCCACGGGCGGCCUGAGCGCGAUCAGGGUGCUGCUCGACGGCGGCGCCCGCUCGGCGCUGCCCACGACCGACGGGCACUUCCUGAUCACGGGCGUGACGCCAGGCCCGCACCUGCUGCAGGUGGCGCACCCCCGCCUCAUCUUCGACCCUGUCCGCGUAGAGGCGCAGGAGUCGGGGGACGGCGCCAUGAAGAUGUCGGGGUACAUCGCCAGCUUCGAGCACGGCAGGGGGAACAAGCUGAAAUACCCGCUGAUGCUCCAGCCUUCUGGAAGCAGCAGCUACCUCGAAAAGCGCGAGGACUUCGACAUCCUGUCGGUGUUCAAGAGCCCCAUGACCUUGAUGAUGCUCUUCUCGUGCGGGGCCAUGUUCCUCCUGCCCAAGCUGCAGCCCAUGCUGGACGAGGAGAAGGAGAGGAACCGCCUGGAGAAGGAGGGCGAGGAGCCGGAGAAGCUGAAGUGAGGAGGCCACAGGCGCCACCUCACCCCCCCGGCGUCUCCGCCCAUCCCCCCCGCCUCCUC
Molecule: messenger RNA, 674 nt
Organism: Prorocentrum cordatum
Lineage: Eukaryota; Dinophyceae; Prorocentrales; Prorocentraceae
Source: the annotation of a GenBank genome assembly